Messenger RNA from Xiphophorus maculatus (southern platyfish), 2890 nucleotides. It is a transcript of the gene nipal2, whose product is annotated as NIPA like domain containing 2. Gene Ontology annotation, biological process: magnesium ion transport. NCBI's taxonomy places the organism in Eukaryota, Metazoa, Chordata, Actinopteri, Cyprinodontiformes, Poeciliidae. Gene Ontology annotation, cellular component: membrane. The record is from RefSeq and is a predicted model, not a curated record. The transcript is spliced from 12 exons. The coding region runs from base 27 to 1313 and encodes 428 amino acids. Gene Ontology annotation, molecular function: magnesium ion transmembrane transporter activity.
CACUAUCCGCUCCUUUCAGUGUCUGAAUGCACCCGAAGGCUUGGUGCUGCUGCUGCUGCUGCUGCAGCUGUCGGCUCUCACAGCCUUCAUUCGUGGAGUUGGGGGGGCUGGCAGCGCCUCCAGCUACAGACUUGCAGGAAGCCCUGUGUGAACGGAUGCAGAACGUGACUGUCGGCUUUUCCUUUUCGUGGUUCAUCUCUGCCAACACAACAGCAGAAAAGGAGAAACAACCGUUUUGUCCGCCAAACACGAGCCACAGUUGGAAUCCUCAGCUUCACCGCAACUCAAAAGGAAAAUCUGUGGAGAACUAUCUCCUGGGAAUCAUCAUCUCCAUAUGUGGGAAUGUCCUCAUCAGUGUUUCACUCAACAUACAGAAAUACGCCCAUGUCCGUCAGGCUCAGCGUGGCUCCAAGCCGUAUUACACGUCUGGGAUGUGGUGGUCUGGUGUCGUCCUGAUGGGUGUCGGGGAACUGGGGAACUUUGCAGCCUAUGGUUUUGCCCCAGCAUCGCUGAUUGCCCCACUGGGCUGUGUGUCUGUGAUAGCCAGCGCUGUUAUAUCUGUGGUUUUCCUCAAGGAGACGAUUCGAGCUUCUGAUGUAGUCGGUGGCAGCCUGGCCAUAACUGGAACGUACCUCCUGGUGACCUUUGCCCCCCACGCAUCCACACACAUUACAGCUCAUCUGGUCCAGUACUACGCCAUCAGCUGGCACUUCCUGCUUUACCUCUUCAUCGAGGUCGUCCUGUUCUGCAUUCUGCUCUAUCUGUACAAGAGGAGGGGUGUGAAGCACAUUGUCAUUGUGAUGCUGCUGGUGGCCCUGCUCGCCUCCUUUACGGUCAUCUCGGUCAAAGCCGUGUCAGGGAUGAUCACAGAGUCGAUAACGAGCCAGCUGCAGCUCAUCUACCCCAUCUUCUACGUCAUGCUCGUCGUCAUGGUGGCCUCCUGCGCUUUCCAGAUCAAAUUUCUCAAUCAGGCAAUGAAAAUGUUUGACGCCACAGAGGUGGUUCCCAUCAACUUUGUGUUUUUCACUGCGAGCGCCAUUAUUGCAGGGAUAAUAUUUUACCAGGAAUUCGAAGGCUUAGCUUUGCUGAAUAUUUUUAUGUUCUUAUUUGGCUGUCUUCUGUCCUUCAUCGGAGUUUUCCUGAUAGCCAGAAACAGACCAAAGAUAAAGCAACAAGAUCGCACUUUUAUUCCAAUGGACAAGAUUCCUGGGAGAAGGAACACAGACAAAGUGCAGCCCGAGGCAAAGACCCAAACAUACGGAUCACUGGCAGCCAAACUCAUGUGCAACAGAGCCGGCCAAGCAGACGACUGACAGGAAGCCUCUCCGUCUGUCGGGACUGCUGCUUUACUCAGAUUGGGAGUGAGCUCAGAUUUUACGGGGUUCAACAAAAUGUCUUAUUAAAAACGGCACAAAUCUAGAAAAGAAAUAUUAAUCUACAUAAUGGUCACCACUGUCUGGAAUAUCCCAAUGAGGAAAGAUGAUUCAGAAAUUAAAUUAAACUCUUCAUGACGGCACUAAAACGUCAGAUCCUUCAUUGGCUGCAAUAAGAUCAAAAAAAGAAUAUAAACAGGUUUUUGAAGACCUGAUGUCUCAAUAGUCUAUGAAUCAAAAUAAGUGCACUACUGCCCUCUAAUGGUAGGAAAAGAAUGCCUGAUUGCACUUAUCCUUUAAUGAUCAAAUGUAAAUUUACAUAAUUUAAAAAGAGGAAAAGUCAACUCUAAACUAGUGUCUUCUUUUUCUUUACUUGUAUAAUGUAAAUACUUUGUUUAAAAGCACCAACCUCUUUUCUAACUCACCUUAGAAGCACCAGAGUGAAGCUUCACCGCCCAUCUUCACCUCGGGUAAACCUCAGACUGCACGCCUGGCUGAGCUGCUACCAAACUGUAGCGUUGCCAAGCAACAAAACUCUUAUCUGCCACCUACACAUUAUGGGAUAUGUGGGAAACCACAGUUCAUGGCAGGGUUGCUAUAAGAAGACACAAAGUUUAAGUAUCUGUAGUUGGAUGCGGUUGCAGGAGUUUUGUCAGGUUACAUCCACACACUUUGUGUUUUAUUGAUGUUUUGUGAUUGACCAACAUUUUUUUAAAAUAAAUUCAGCUUUAGAGAAAAAUUUCUCUACUGAGCCACUUUUGAGCACAGUUGCAGUCUUUUUGGGGCAGAUUUCAACCAGGUUUGCACAUCUGCAGACCAAACAUUUUGUCCAGUCGUCUUUGGGCAUCACCUCAAGCUCAAAUGGGAAAGAUUCUGCAAGCAUCAAGUCUUCCAACAAAUUGUCUCUUUGAUAUCGUUCUGGACUUUAAUUAGGCCAUUCUCCACAAUAAAUUGCAGCUUUGUCUUUAUGUUUGGGGUUGUCCUCCUCAAAGGUGAACCUCCUACACAGUAUGGAUAGAAUGUUAAAAGUAGUUUGCAGCAGUUGCCAUUCUUGGAGUACAAUUUUUUUUAAAAAAACCUUCUGCUACACGUCUCAUUACAAGACUUUUGAUGGCUUUCUUCUUGGAUUUUGGGAUGUAAUGUUGAAACAUUGUCAAAUUUAUUCAGGGGUUCUGCAGAUUGCACAAACUCAAAUUUAAGUCUUGUGUCACAACAAAAAUACACAGAAGAAAAAUCCAUAUUUUGCCUAUUCUCUCUACAGUUGUAUCCCCGUAGUCCAAACUUUUUUUUUUUCCUCCUCAGGAUACACGUAGCAUCAAACGGGUUGUCAAGUGACCCAGAAGCGAAGAUGAACGUCGUCUAACCAACCAGCAAUGACUUGAACUUGACCGUAAUAGAUACAGAAUAGCUAGCUAAAUGGUAGCUAGGGUGUGUUGGCUAGUUAGUGGUAGCCUGAAACACCUCGAGUCACAGAACAUGCAUGACUCAAACUAUUGCCUGAAAGAAAAGUCAUGUGA